Molecule: messenger RNA, 465 nt
Organism: Symbiodinium sp. CCMP2592
Lineage: Eukaryota; Dinophyceae; Suessiales; Symbiodiniaceae
Source: the annotation of a GenBank genome assembly
AUGCUGAGCCGUGGUGGAUUGCAGAUCUUCGUCAAGACCUUUACCGGCAGGACCAUCACCUUGAACGUUGAAGCUUCGGACAGUGUUGACAACGUCAAGGCGAAGAUCAAAGAUAAGGAGGGCAUCCCCGCCGAGCAGCAGCACCCAAUCUUCGCAGGCAAGCAGUUGGAAGAUGGCCGCACGUUCUACAACGUGAAGACCAACUCAACACUGCACUUGUGCGAUCGCCUUCGCGGCGGAGCUGAGCGUGACCCGCCGCGCUUCGGGAAUCUGCCGAGCAACACGCGCAACGAGACCUUUUGGCACGUACAUGCUGGCUCGGACGCGUCCGAGACGCAGUCCGUGCCACCCCGGUCGACAGAAGUAGCGGUGCCCGCCGGCUCGGUUACGCAGGAGGCGCAACAGCGCGCAAUGCACUUCCUGGAGAGGAUGCACGGCCCCCAUGUCGCGGAGCAAUCAGUUUGA